Molecule: messenger RNA, 2883 nt
Organism: Tigriopus californicus
Lineage: Eukaryota; Metazoa; Arthropoda; Copepoda; Harpacticoida; Harpacticidae
Product: metabotropic glutamate receptor 2-like
Exons: 10
Coding region: 1-2229 (742 amino acids)
Biological process (GO): G protein-coupled glutamate receptor signaling pathway; regulation of synaptic transmission, glutamatergic
Cellular component (GO): membrane
Molecular function (GO): group II metabotropic glutamate receptor activity
Source: RefSeq, a predicted model, not a curated record
AUGGCAAAGAUUCGGCACCUUGGGUCAUUGUUGGCUAACAUCUGUUUUCUGAAAGCCAGUCUAGCGGAAGAUGUCUGUCCCGCACUAACCAGGCACGGAAAGAGUACCAAUGCCAUUUUUGACCAGAGGAACAAUGAGACUGGUUUGCAAAAGAACCUUUUGGGACUGUUCCCCAUCCAUAACAAGGAUUGCACCUCAUUGUCGACAAGCAACAACUACAAUGGCAUCCAGAGAGCUAUGGCCAUGAUUCACGGUUUGAAUAUUGUCAAUGAUCAAGUCGAAAGAGGGGAGAAGACUAUCGCUCUCAAUGGGUUUGUGUACGACACGUGUUCCAAUGAGAUCUCGGCUAUUGACAGCUUCAUUGAAGGCAUGGGCAAUCAUGAUCCAGUUUCAGGUGUUAUUGGGGCCUCGUACAGUUCUGUCACCAUCCCGUUAUCGAUGGUGGCCCAUGCUUACAACCUUACCAUGCUAUCCUACGCUGCCACUUCUGGCUAUUUGUCCGAUAAACGGAGGCAUUCAACGUUCGCCAGACUCUUGCCAUCCGAUUGCAAUCAAGCCAAGGUUGUGUACGAUAUUAUUAAAAACUUAACCACCGUUAGAUUUAAUAAUCUGACAGAAGAUGAAAGCACGGAGAAAAAAUCGAUAGCAGUUCAAGUUUUGAUGAAUAAGGAGAGCGAAUACAGCCAAAGCUUGAACGAGGAAUUCCAAAGAUUGGUGAAGGACGAUCCAGAUAAAUUGAUCUUGAUAUGCAAAGUUUCAGAGUUUUUCUUUAUAAACUCAACGGAGGCAAUCGAGCAUGAUCAACAAGAGAUCAAGAGUCUUGUUCAAUCCGGCGUCGAUGUUGUAGUAUCCUUCUUGAGUGUUGGCAGCAAACGCUUCUUCUUAGACGGUUUGCAAAUGGCCUUGAAGGACCAAUCUACCAAAGUCAAAUCCUUUUUACUUGUGAGCACAGACUCCUGGGACGUGGGAGACGUUUCAAAUAUGGAGAUGAUUCAAUUCCUCUCAGGAAAGAGUUUAGUAACCAUGCCUUAUCCAGGUGAUCCCUAUGCCAUUCGAUACGGGGGAAACUUCACCGACUAUUUAGGCUCUCUAAAUCGUUGGAAAUAUCCCUGGCUGAGCGAGAUGUGGCAAGAUAUGUGUCGUGGUAACGAAACUUGCUUGGCAUCAUCAUUGGACUUGGAGACGUUUUGGAUUGAUUCGAAGGUCAGCUUUGUCAUUGACACGGUCAUGGCCUUCUCGGAUGCCUUGGAAAGAUGCCAUAAGGAUGGAUGCAAUGUGAGGACACACGACUUCUUUGAAGAUUAUAUCUUGAAAACAAGUUUUGUUGAGGGCGAUGACAAAAUCCAAUUUGAUUGCCAAGGCAAUAUGUUGAGAAAGUAUGGAGUUUAUAUUCUCUCAGAGAAUGGCAAAUACAAGAGGAUUGGUAUGUGGAGCGAUUUGACAUCUCCACGCCUCCAUUUUGACUCAUACGUUUACUCUUCACAAAUCAAUCCCUCCAUGAAUUGGACAUGCCGUCCAAAAUGUUCCAUUGAUCAAUAUGAAGAAGAAGUAAAACACAUUUCUUCGAGCUGUUGCCAUAUGUGUGUCACCAUCCCAAAUCAUUAUGUCAAAGUUACGUCCAGAUCCAUCGCACCUUGUCCAAAUGGAACUUGGCCCAACCCCCAAAAGACGAAAUGUACGAGCUUGAAGCAAGAAACCUUAGCCUUUUCAAGCGGUUGGACCCUAAUGGCAUUGCUCGUGGCUAUUUUGGGAUUGGUGAUUGUAGUUUCUGUAAUGGUGGUUGUGUCAAAACACUUUAACCACGUCAUGAUCAAAAGUAGCAGCCGAGAACUAUCCGUGUUCGUCUGGAUUGGGGUCCUGAUCAGCCAUUUCCACACCUUCCUCGUGUUCUUGGUCAAGCCAACAAAACUUACAUGUGGUCUUUUAAGAUUUUCCUCCACCAUUGGCUAUACGUUCAUACUCUCGGCCUUGCUUCUCAAAGUCCGUCGAAUCUUUCAGAUCUUUUUGGGACAAUUCAGACAAAGCAAUACAAAUCUGGGCCAACCAAAAUACAUCAGCCCUGAACAUCAGGUGAUCGACCCUGUUCCACCAAUCCUCUUUCAUCCUAGCCUAUCCUUCAUACCUUUUGUUCCAGAUUGCCUUUGCUACUGGUUUGGUGACCAUCCAGUUGUUAGCAGUCUUUAUUUGGCUCAUGGUGGAACCUGUCAGCUUGACCCAUUUGUAUCCUGAACGUCGACAUGUGCUGGUCUGUGCCGUGGACGUGUCCAAUUUGUUCGUCUUCCAAAUCUACAACGUGGGCCUUUGUUUUGUGGGAACGUGCUUUUCGAUCCUCACACGAGGUGUGCCACAGAACUUCAAUGAGAGCCGUUGGAUCAACUUCACCAUGUACUCGGUGUGCUUCAUUUGGUUAAUGCAACUCACCAUUUGGGCUCAGAGGAUCAAUGUCAAGCAUGUGGAUAAUCACUUUGGAUGCCAACCUGAGAAAAUAUGGGCUCUCGCCUCGGCCACUUAUUCUGCUCUUGGAACGAUUGUUUUGUUGUUUCUUUACGGUCAUCGGAUCCAUCGAAUCUAUAGCGUGGGCUAGGUUUGAAAUUCAUGGAUUGGUCUGCAAUUGCUACUAUACCAUGUUUUGAAUAUUUCAGACAAAAUCAAGCGAUGCGAAUGAGCCUGUAAUUGCUUAUGAGCUCUCUAAUCAGAGUAGUUGGUGAAUAUAGUAUGAAGAUGGUUGGAAGACAGAUUGAUGAUUCGAUUAGACUCCUUCACAGUUACUCCCGUUAUUGUCGUGAAACCAUGCGAAAUUAAACACACACAAUCGGACAAUGAGACAAUGAUUGGAUUGUUGUUAUUAUUGCGAUCAAAAUGUUCCGAUGAAUUGAGUAUUUG